AUGUCGGAGAAACCCACACCCUCGAAAGCAAAUGAAUGGUCCGGUGACAAAGCCGCCAAGUUCGACAACAAAGCAUUCAGCGAGUAUUACGAUCCAUGUCAGGAGGCGGCGGAUAGAAGCAUACGGUGUUUGAAGAGGAAUGGCGGAGAGAGGGCUAUGUGCUCGGACUUUUUCCAAGCAUAUCGGGAUUGCAAGGAGCAAUGGCAAGCUGCAAGGAAAGAGGCUAGAAAGAACAAGUCAUGGUUUGGAUGA
Messenger RNA from Bipolaris zeicola 26-R-13, 252 nucleotides. RefSeq lists its product as uncharacterized. The record is from RefSeq and is a predicted model, not a curated record. Lineage: Eukaryota; Fungi; Ascomycota; Dothideomycetes; Pleosporales; Pleosporaceae. The transcript has 4 exons. The coding region runs from base 1 to 252 and encodes 83 amino acids.